AAGAAUCUGAUUCUGCUGACAGACCACAGACAGUUCAGAAAGGUUUCCUGCUCUGGAUUUGAAGAAACUGCUAAUUUACAAACCAAACAGAAUCAUUUUCAGCAGUCUCUUGAUCCAUCAGGUCUGCAGCAAUGCAUCACUUCAUGAUGUUUUCACUGCUAGUCAUUACUGGGCUGCAGGUGAGUGUCGAGUCCGCAGGAAUACGUUCUGAGAGAAGCAUCGACAGAUAUUACAGAUCGGAGCUGACCGUGCCGAAUGGAGGGGGCUGGGGGUCGUGGGGUCACAGGGAAAUGUGUCCAGCUGGAACGUACGCUGCAGGAUUCAGUCUAAGGGUGGAAGAUCCUAUUCAAGGGGAUGACACUGCACUCAAUGGGAUUCGUCUUCACUGCGUUGCGUCUAAAGGCUCAUCAGACUCGUAUCGUGACUACUCCUCAGUUCAGUCAGAUGUAGGCAGCUGGGGUCGGUGGACAGAUAUCAAAUGGUGUCCUUCUGGAUUCUUGACCGCUUUUCAGCUGAGAGUUGAACGCUCUCAAGGAGAUGGCGACGAUACGGCCGCAAACAACAUCCUGUUCAGAUGCAGUCAAGGGACUUUACAGGGUGACGGCACAAACUGGGGCGACUGGGGCACCUGGAGUCAAACAUGUGAAGGAAAAGGGAUUUGUGGUCUCAAGACACGGAUAGAAGUGCCUCAAGGACGAGGAGAUGACACCGCUCUCAAUGACGUGAUCAUGUACUGCUGUGAUUAAGGUGAUGUGAAAACAAACAAACACUCGGAUCACAGAAUAACACUGUUUUUGAAGAUCUCAGUGAUGUUAGUGCUGGCUUAUCUGAGUUUGGCUUUUCUUUCAGGUGUUAGAGGAUGACGACAAGAAAAA
Molecule: messenger RNA, 875 nt
Organism: Cyprinus carpio (common carp)
Lineage: Eukaryota; Metazoa; Chordata; Actinopteri; Cypriniformes; Cyprinidae
Product: vitelline membrane outer layer protein 1-like
Exons: 5
Coding region: 132-746 (204 amino acids)
Source: RefSeq, a predicted model, not a curated record